This is a messenger RNA of Diuraphis noxia (Russian wheat aphid), 1211 nucleotides long. It is a transcript of the gene Blos2, whose product is annotated as biogenesis of lysosome-related organelles complex 1 subunit 2. The record is from RefSeq and is a predicted model, not a curated record. Gene Ontology annotation, cellular component: BLOC-1 complex; BORC complex; gamma-tubulin complex. Gene Ontology annotation, biological process: lysosome localization; endosomal transport. NCBI's taxonomy places the organism in Eukaryota, Metazoa, Arthropoda, Insecta, Hemiptera, Aphididae. Gene Ontology annotation, molecular function: gamma-tubulin binding.
UUAAUUAUUGUCAGUAUUGUCAAUUGUCAUUUGUCACCUUCAGCAAGCAGUAGGAAUACUAGGAACAGUAGGAACAAAAUAAUAAAUAAUAUUUCUUACCUUAAGUAAUUUGUAUUUUAAUUUGUAAAUAGGACAUUAUGUUCUAUACGUAAUCAUUCUACGUCAAUUAUUCUUAUAUUCACCUAUAGGUACAAUUUAAAAAUAAGAAUACUCUAAAUCUAAAGAUUAAGAAUUUAAUACUUACCAAUUUGAGUGAUCUAUCAAAAAAAUAAUGUCUGAGGAAGAUAAAAUUGAAGACUUUGCAUGUGUAGAAGAAUCUCCCAAAAGAGGACCAACUCUUUCGACUAGUACUAGUAGUUUUGAACGUAAUGAUCCUCAUGAUCCUAAUUUAAGCUUAUUAUCCACUAAAAUGUUUGAAAAAACAUCUGAAUAUUUGAUGGGAGAACUUAACAUUACUGAGGAGGAUUAUAAAUUGUUAGAAACCAUGAAUAAAGUCACUAUGCAAAAAUAUGCAUCUUAUAGACAAAUUGCUUCAGAUGUUGGAAGACAAAUCAACGAACUAAAUGAAAAAUAUAAAUYGUUAGAACCAUACCUUUCUCAAAUUGACCAGAUUGAAGAUAGUGUGUCAAAGCUAGAACAAGCUGCGUUUAAAUUGGAUGCUUAUGCCAAGAGAUUGGAAGCAAAAUACAAGAGUUUAGAAAAACGACAAUAAUUUUAAUCUUACAUAAUAUAUUACUUUGUAUUCUGUUAUGAAUGUAUACAUAUUAUAUUACUUGGUGAGGGAUUGUUCUACCAUAUGUGACGUGUGUCUCAUAAGACACAGCAGUUUAUGUAUGUGAAUCCAAUAUUAAGAAGAUGCUACACACAUAUUUGUUGUCUCUGUCUUACAGGUGUGUAACAGUGCAACAUAGCAAAUUUAUACUUAGUAGAUCACAUUUAACUACUCUGCUAAUUUAAAAAUUAGAAUUAAUUGGCCUAUUAUGAAACUUGAUGGUAAGAACAUUAUUUGUGUUUGUAUGUGGGUUUUUUACGAUAACUUAGUUUUAAAGUGAACUAUGAGCAUUUUUAAUUUAAGUUUUAUACACGCGUAACUGCUACGUUAUUUAGCUAUUGUAAAAAACUCACAGAUAAUAUACUUAACAUCAAGUUUCAUAAUAAGUCGAUUCACUUUAAUUUUUAAAUUAACAGAGCUAAACGUGAACUGCUGAGCG